This is a messenger RNA of Grammomys surdaster, 905 nucleotides long. RefSeq names its product WAP four-disulfide core domain 3 (gene Wfdc3). Lineage: Eukaryota; Metazoa; Chordata; Mammalia; Rodentia; Muridae. Gene Ontology annotation, molecular function: peptidase inhibitor activity. The transcript has 4 exons. Gene Ontology annotation, cellular component: extracellular region. The record is from RefSeq and is a predicted model, not a curated record. Bases 199 to 612 code for a protein of 137 amino acids. Gene Ontology annotation, biological process: innate immune response; antibacterial humoral response.
UCCCAUCACAUGUGCUCUUUGGUAGUGCCAGGAAAUUUCCCACACACUAGCAGCCAAUCACUGUUCUCAUUGUUAGGAGAAACUGUUCUUAGGGGAUAAUUGCUUAAGUGAAACGGUUGGGAUUAGAUGGACAGGAGCCAUCUAGUCCUUCCUUCUGCUGCUACCUCUUCCCUGAACUGAGCUCUCAUAAUCAGCAGGAUGUUAAGAUACCUCUUCCUCACGAAGGCACUUGUUGCUCUUGGGUUCCUGGCAUCUUGGGUAGCUGCAGGAGACCACGCAUUAAGAGGUGAAUGUCCUGCUGACCCUCUUCCGUGUCAGGAGCUGUGUGCUGGGGAUGAAUCCUGUCCCCCGGGGCACAAAUGCUGCAGCACCGGGUGCGGCCAUGCAUGCCGAGGAGACAUUGAGGGAGGGCGGGAUGGUCAAUGUCCUAGAAUUCUGGUAGGCCUGUGUAUUGUCCACUGCAUGAUGGAUGAGAACUGUCAACCCGGGGAAAGGUGCUGUAAGUCAGGCUGUGGCCGCUUCUGCAUCCCAGGACUCCAGCCCCUCCAACAGCCCACAGGCUCCAAUCUGACUGAUGGUUCUAAUUCUAAAUUAGAGGCUCAAGCACCCUAGCUGACCUGAUAUGCCUGGAGCUCCAGGAAGCUUCUGGAAGCCAGGAUGGGUGACAUCCUGGGGCUCGUGACACUCCCUGGAGUAUCAGGCCUUCUCCUUGUUUCUACUGCUACUUACAGCACAUGGAACUGCCUUGGUGCUGGGCGCUUUUCUUUCCCAAUAAAAUGCUGGCAUGGACCCUCUUGUCUGUACUGUGUAGGGGGUCACUGUAGCAGGAGACCUAGUGAGUCUACCUGUGCAUGGCUUUGGCAUUGUGAAACCUACGGACUAAAGAAAGUUAGCACAUUCUUUUU